UCAGGUUCGAGGAAGUGAUGCAACUGAGCUAGAAACUGACUUCCAGGCACUCGCUUUAGAGACUGGUCAUCCACUUGAGAUUCCAGGGUCUGUAAAGAAGCUUCCAGUAUGGGGGAUGGAAGACAACAAACCAGAUGAUGACAAGGGGCUAUUUCUUGCAGACCAGUGGAGAGAGGGAGCAUGGAGCACUGGUCAUAACAGUGUUUCAGAGCAUGCAGUCUCGCAGCCAAUCAUGGUACAACGUCGCAGUGGUUCUUAUCCUGGGAAUGAUGCAAACUCUGUACUCUCCCCACGCUCUUCAGAAACCAGUGGGUUGGGGGUGAAGAUGGCAGAAUAUGUACUUGGGAGCUCACCUACCACCAAAGACCUGGAUUCAAGGAUGGCUCCACUUCAUGUAGAAUUAAACCAAACAGAUGGUAACAACAAAGGUAACAAUACAAAACUCUACAACAGUGACGUAAAAGAAAAAGGAAAUAAUGGUGGAGGAAUUAUACAAGCCAAUGGAAUUAUUCAGAACAGUUUGCAGAACAAGCAGUUUCUUCAAAUUGAAAUGUUUCUUUACAAUAAAAGAAUUCUUAGUGUGGAUGAUUACAACAAUCAGAGAGGUGAACAUCAGCUACUCUAUCAUCAUAGAAAUCAAACAGCUGCGCAAGGACAGCCGUUAUCCAUGAUACCCCAGCAGCAAGGACAAAGUUUGGGAGCAUCAAACCCCUACCUUGUGAAUCAGGAUCCCUAUGCCAUGGGUACAAUCAUGCCAGGCCCAGCUAUGAUGCCUCAAUAUUAUGGAAUGCCUCCUUGGGGUAUGUUUCCCACUCCAGGCCUGAUUCAAGGGAAUCAAGGGCAACCCCACGGCCCAGCUGUACAACAGCAACUUUUACGUACUAAUGGUACCCAUGCCAUGACACCCCAGGGGAAUGGAGAGAGUCUCCCUCAGGGUACAAACAAUAUACAGGGUACUGGUGGCCAAUACCAGAUGGUAGCACCCUCUUUCUAUGACCAGAAUGGUUCAUUAAUGGUUGGAAAUGCCAGAAACAUAGGUGGACCCCCUCCUAUGAGAUUAAUACCACCACUAAUUGUGAACCCCCAUCCCCAGGGAUCUACAGGCAAUUCUUCUGCUUCAUCUAAGCAGAUCACUAACGGAGGCCUGCCCAUCCUUCUGCCUGACAUUCAGCAACAACUGCAGAACCCAACGGCUAGUCACUUCUCUACUCACACCUCCAACCCUGUUAAUAGUUCUCUCUAUACAUCUGCUCCCAACAGUAACUUACCAUUCAAUCAGCAGACGGCCAACCUUUGCUACUCAGGUAGCAGUGGGUUUGCCUCUGGCCUUGGGAUGAGCCACAGUCAGACACAAGCCAGCAUGGUGUAUGGAAGCAGUCCACUAGGAUCAGUGGUUUCAUCAGGUAUAGGAUCAGGAUUGGGUAAUACCAUGGGUUCUCCUCGUCGAGACUCUCUGGACAGGAGGAGCAGUGCAGGCCUAGGAGGGGUAUUCUCUAGUAGCCUGGAAAACCAGUUUUCCUGUCAGUUGACAGCAUCAAAAAGUGGGCAGUUUUUUGGUCCCUUAGGAACAGUGACGGCUUCUUCUGGUCCUAUUGGAAUGCUUCAACUGGGACAGAGCCUCACUCCACCACCUUCAGCCAGUGUUUCAUCUAACAACUUGAACUUGGGCCCACUAAAUAGUCGCAUGAUCUCUGCAGCCUCUGGUUCCGAAGCGAAAUACAUGGUCCGGAAUGGCCCACUGGGAAACAAUAAUAUCUUUGGUUCUUCAAGCUCCAUGUUCCCCAAUCGACACCUUCAGCGAAAUUCAAGCAUAGAAAAAACCACCGGUAGAAGUCGUCUCUUGGAGGAUUUUAGAAAUAAUCGCUACCCAAACCUGCAGGUCAGAGACUUAGCUAAUCAUAUUGUGGAAUUCUCACAAGAUCAGCAUGGAUCCAGGUUCAUCCAGCAGAAGCUGGAGCGAGCAACCCCAGCAGAAAAGCAGAUGGUCUUUAAUGAGAUCUUGGGGGAUGCAUAUGGCCUGAUGACGGAUGUCUUUGGAAAUUAUGUAAUCCAGAAGUUUUUUGAGUUUGGUACUCCUGAUCAGAAACAGGCCUUAACACAGAAGGUGAAAGGUCAUGUCCUGCCUUUAGCAUUACAAAUGUAUGGCUGCCGGGUCAUACAGAAAGCACUUGAAUCCAUACCAUCAGAUCAGCAGAAAGAAAUCGUGAAGGAACUUGAUGGCCAUGUCCUGAAGUGUGUCAAAGAUCAAAAUGGAAACCAUGUUGUUCAGAAAUGUAUUGAAUGUGUGGAUCCAGUAGUCCUGCAGUUUAUCAUCAAUGCCUUUCAAGGACAGGUGUUUGCCUUGUCAACCCACCCAUACGGUUGUCGAGUGAUUCAGCGAAUUCUCGAACACUGCAACCCAGAUCAGACCAACCCAGUUCUGGAAGAACUACAUCAAAACACCGAGCAGCUGGUUCAGGAUCAGUAUGGAAACUAUGUCAUACAACAUGUGCUUGAACGUGGCCAGCCUGACGAGAAGAGUAAAAUAUUAGCUAUAGUCCGUGGAAAAGUCCUUCCACUUUCUCAGCAUAAGUUUGCCAGCAAUGUUGUGGAAAAAUGUGUCACUAACUGUUCAAGAGCCGAAAGAGUAAUGUUAAUAGAAGAAGUCUGCACUUACAAUGAUGGUGCCUUAUACAGUAUGAUGAAGGACCAGUAUGCUAACUAUGUCGUUCAGAAGAUGAUCGAAGUAGCCGAGUCUCCUCAGCGUAAGCUGCUGUUGCACAAGAUCCGUCCCCACUUUACAGCACUACGGAAAUACACUUAUGGAAAGCACAUCUUAGCGAAGCUGGAGAAAUAUCUGGUAAAAACUAAUGAUCUCGGCCCCAUUGGACCACCUCCAAAUGGAAACUUGUGACUAUUUGGGUAGGACAGAUCACCAGAAGUGUGGUUUUAGUUUCAUGUUGUUUUCUUUGUUUAUAGGAAAACAACUGUCUGGAAGGUCAGUAAAGUUAAACUGCUGACAAAGUGCAUCCAGAUGUUUAGUAGAAUUGUAUUUAGUUGAAGGGAAGAACUAGUAAGUAUUGUGUGUUUAAGUAAUAAGUCAGAAAAAGAAAAUAUGCAGCACAGUGUAAUGUAAGACACACCCACACCCUCCCUCUAGAAAUAUAUGUCAAAAAAUGGAUAUCCUAGAUUGGACCUUAAUAGCUCAGUAUACAGUAAAAGAUUAUUCCUUACCACACAUAGGAACACUUGAUUAUCUAUUUUACUAUAAUCACUGAAAUUUUCUAAACAAAAUAGUGCCAUUGUGGUACAGGUUUGUUUCAGCUUUAUUUUCUAAUGAUAUUAAUAUUGUUAGGAAAUUAUCUGCUUGUAUCUUGAUCCUCACCUUGUACAGAAACCAUGGAACUUGUGAAAAGUCAUUGUUUUUACUGUCAACAUUCUCUUGUAAGUAGGGCUUUUUGUUAACACAUCAUCACUGUUGUUUUGUGGGUAUAUGUUGGAUAGGAAGUUUGCUGCUAAGGUUAUUGAUGUGGUUUUGUAGGUCACCGUUAAGGUCAUUUCUGCAAUUUUUUAAUCUGUGUACUAAAAUGAAAUCUAAAUCAGUAAUCAGCAGGUAGGAUAAUAAUGUUAUUACCUACUUGUACCUGUCUUUUAAAGUUAGUUAAAUGCCAUAUCCCAUGAGAGAGUUAUCCAUGGCUGGUUUUGAAACUUUUAUUAAGAUGCGUAAGUGGAUUUACAAAAGAUUAGGCAUCAAAAUCAGAAGAUUAGAUUUAAGUUUUAUAUUUGGUGCCACCACUUUCUAUGUUGAAAUUAAUCAUAGUACAGUUGCAUUUGGAGCCACUUGACACGUAAAGGGUUGUACUUUCAGUGUCAUUACAGAUCUUGCUUAUAUCCUCAGUAGAAUAGCAGUGAACACGAAGAUAUUUUCUCUUAAUCACAUCUCGCUGGGUAAAAAGUGAUGCCUGAUCCUCUGUAUUGCUUGCAUUUUACAUGCGUGUAAAAAAAGCAGAAACAUUAGUAAUUUUAACUUCCAUCAAAAAAAAAGAUAUAUUUUCCAGGUUUUUUUUAGCCUGUUGAGAAAAUCAUUUGCAAAGUUCUCUUUACAUGCUCUUUGUUCUUGUAUGAAAAUUGCUUGUCAUAAAGACUCACAAAUUCUAGAUGCAAUGAAUAUGUGAAUUUUGUACAAAGUGUAUUUAUAAGCUUUCAUUUUCUAUCUACGGUUUUCUCAAAUCUUUGGACUGACAUAAACCACAUGAUAAAUGCACAUCCUUUUAAUGUGCAGGCCCAUUAAUAUUGUAGAAAUCAUCAUUUUGCCUUGACAAAAUAUAAUCAUGUCUUAACGUUUAAAACAAAUUUUUUUUUAGAGUUUCAUUGUUGUUUUCCUUUUUGCAGUGCAGCGGGAGAGAGAGAGGAUGUUACACGGUUUAAGUUAUUUUGUUUGAACUUUAUUUGCUUGUUAACCCCCCCAAUAACAGCACCAGUAUUUUGUUGAAAUACCUAUUACUUAUAAAUUUUAAACUAAUGCAUAUUUUACACAUAACAAUGCUUCUGGAGCCAAUUUUAUCAGUAAAUUCAAAACACUUUCUUUCUUUUUUUGUGCUUAUGAAUUUGAUAUUUUUGUAAUUUUUUUUUAAUAACUAGAAUAGAAUGUAACAUUCUAAAGUCGAAAAUGUGUUUUAGACUUUAUAAGCCUUCUAGACGUUAAAAGUAUGAUUUCGUUUUCAACCCCACACUGAGUGUCGUAUAAACAGUUUGACACUAAAUGGACUGUAUUAUUGAGUUGGCAGAGGACGAUCUGUGUACAAGGAAUGGAAAAUUAUAAUGUGAAGACCUGGCAUUUUAUAUCACUUGUAGCUUUGAUGCAAGUCACAAAAAUUAUCCUUUAGACAUUUCAGGUGUUACAAUUGGCUGAUAUGUUGUGUUACACAGUGUGUAUUUAAAACCAGGGAAAGUUUUGUAAUGCGUCCUGCUUGAACUAAGAUAAUAUAGUUUGGUAAGUUAGCUACUGUUAUACAAUUUAUAGUUAUUGAAACAAACCAAAUCAACAUUGGCAAAUAAUAAAAUCAUAGAAUUUAUGUACAUGAUAUACAUCUUUACACUUGUAUCUACAAGUAUCUUUACAGAUAUUUGUAUUUUUCUAUCCUAUUUUUUUAAUAUAUACAGGUGACUUUCGUUAUAUGAGGGGGUUGAGUUCCCAAGAAUUGUUGCGUUUUUAAACUCCUCUUACUCAUCAAAAUGCAAGAGCAAAAAAUAGGAUAUUACUUUAAUUUCAAAAACAUCUUGCUCUCCCGUAGAGGGAGCUGCUUCUCCAAUAACUUCUUGGUUGAAACUUGACUACCAUUCUUCAAUUUCUGAUUAUAAACCUCCUUAUAAAAGUUAAGGGAAUUUUCAACUUCCCUCUGCACCUUAGAAUUUCUCACGAGUUCUGGGUCAUCUUCGUCAAAGAUAGCCAUGGCAGCGUCAAUCAACUUGAAAGCCUGAGACUUGACUCAGAUUCCUCUCUCACGUGCUUCUUCAUUGCUCAGGUCCUCCUGGUGCAAUUCUAGCAGCUCAUCCACAUCUUCUUUAUAAUCUCCUUCAAAUCCAACCUGAUGGGCAAUGUCAGUAAUGGCUUUCUUUGAACUUACAAUUUCACUCUCCACCCUUAAGUCUUUAUUGACAUUUACAUACUCGGGCCAAAGUUUUUUCCACAUGCCAUUCGUAAAAUGAGGCAACACUUUAUCCCAGGCUUUGCAAAUAAUAUCAGUUGCCUUCUUGAUGUUAAAACGGUGGCAGACAUCCUUGAUGCUGAGCUGAUCUUCUGUUUACACUCUAAUAAGCCUGGAGAAGGUUCAGCGACAAUAUUAACUUUUUACAAGUAGCUCUUACUCCUUGAUCCAUUGGCUGGAGGAUGGAAGUGGUGUAGAGAGGGAGAAAUAACACCUGAAUACUUUUGCUGAGGUCAGUAAUGUUUGAGUGUCCUGGAGCAUUAUCACCAACAAGAAGAAUUUUGAAGAGAAUCCUCUCCUUUUCACUGUAGGCUUUCAAUUCCUUGUGUAGUAGCUUUCUCAAAAAAUGUUCACAAACAAUUGCCAAUGUGGCAUUCGUGCCACAGAUUGAUAGACCUUGAAAGGCCUUAUUUUGUAGUCACUGGAAGCAGAGUGCAGAGAUCUUUAGCUGCUUUAAAUCCAGGUGCCAUCUUCUCUUCAGUCGAAAUGCAAGUUCAACUUCAUCAAUGUUAAAUACCUGUUUGGUGUGUAACCUCCUUCCACAAUCAUUGCUCUGAAGCAUGUUGAAAAUUCUAAAGUGACACCAUGAUAUGCAGGUUCUCUAGUCAUCUUAAGAUUAUGGAAUGCACGGCAAAUAUUAAAACGGUCAAACCAUAUCCAACUUCCAGCAAAGGUUUUAGAUUUCUCUUGAAUAAAGACUCCAGAAAAAAGCAUGUUCUGCUGGUGCUGAUACUCGACCCAUUUGGCCAGCAUCCUCUCCAUUUUUUCCAUCACAUCUGAUUGAGAUUUUGUCACUCGAAUGACACUAAAAUUUAGAGAUGAUUUAGCACUCUUCCAUAUUGUAUCAGCACUAUCACAAAUGGUAGUAGAAUGUAGUCAUCAAGUCCCAUGACUCUUUGGAUAUCAAUGCUACUCUCACCUCUUUCAAACCAUUUCAGAUCCUCCAUAGAAUGGGAUUUUUGAGGCCUUUUUUUCACAUUUUCAUUCUUCGAUUCAUUAAUUUUUUCUCUGUCCAAACAGUUUCAAUGGAUGGAAAAUGAUAACGGUCUGAUAAAGAUGAAUCGAGGCAUGUCCAUGAGAAAUGACCACAUAAGAUCACAUCACUGAUAAAAGCAUGAAAAUACUGUUAUAGCACUGAAAAGUUAACAAUAAAGACAUUUAACCCUAUCCACAUGGCUGGUCAAACUGCACAUGUCAAAGGUUUUUAUUGAGUUACAUUCAAAAUUUAAAUACAUUAGUUUUUGGUUAUGUUAUACUAAUUAGUAUAACAAAAUUGUAGCUAAUAAGCUAAUAUAAGUUUAAAUUCUUUAUUUAAUAAGGCAAUAUUUGAAAAAUCUGAAAUUUCACGUAGUGCAAGAAAUGUGACAUUGUUUCUCUAAUUUAUUUACCACCCCUCCAAUGACAAUGAAAUUUAAUGUAAGUUACUCACUAUAAUAUCGUCAGUGCUUGGAAAAAAAGUAUAUUUUUAUUAGCCUUCAAUCUUGUGUGGUUACAGAGCCAUCAAAUAGAAAAUCAGUCACAACCUGUCACAUCCUCUCUUACAUUUCCAGUUAAGUUAGUUUGCAUUCUGAGAAAAUGUUUCUGUUCCCACAGAAAAGCUAUUGAAUAUCUUAGAUGAAGUUUUAACGGCUCUUGUUGCAUAGCUCAAAAGCCAGAAAAUUUGUGAUAGUUACAGGACUGCCGAUAGAGAUGCUGUCUUUUCCAGGAACUUAAUGUGCCGAAAUAAACCGCAGAUGCAUCAAAACGGCUACCAAAAACAAGUAUGACGAGAGUCACCUGUACACAUUAUGAUGUCAAAACAUAUUAGAACCUUCAGAUUACCAUCAACAUGUCUUAACUAGAGACCAACCUUUAGGCUUAUUCUUUCUUAUUAAAAUGGAUUCUUUAAUAUUUUGAUCUAGAAAAAUUGACUUUUAGAUAAAGUUUUGACAUCUAAUAACAUGUUAUCUGCUUUUAAUGUCCCUUGUUUUUUUUUAUAAUGUUAGUAAUAGCAUUGUUAGCCUUGAGGUUUUGGUUAUCAUGUAUGUCGACCAUUCUAAGAAUCCAAAGUAAAAAACAGUAAAUGAAUAGUUCUUGUUAAAAUGUUAUGGUGAAGUUUUACAGGGAAUUCAUCAGUUCACUGUGUAAGUAUUUAAAAGAUUGAUUGGAAACAAUAAGUCAUUGUUUUUGUAGACAAACUGUACAUGUACAUAGAGGAUUGCACAUAUGUCACGUAAUCUGUCAAAUACUUUGGUACUUGCCUGGAGAAGACAGUGAACUGUUACUAUAGGGGCUAAGUCUGUUUUCAUAUAGUUUCUUUUAAUUCUUGCCGUGCUUUGAAAAAGUACACGGGGGCCAGUGCUUUUAACUACAGCUUCAAGAGGCACAUGGGGAUAAGAAUGGUGAUUCCUCCUGCAUGAGUACCCAUCAUACAUCUGGGUAAAGUGUAUUUUCCGAAGACAACUGCAUAAUGCAGUUUAGACUGGAAGCCACUGAACCCCCCACUUUGGUGGAUAUAUAUCAGCUACAUAGUUGGCCCUUUCAACAGAAUAUUAACAACUGGUAACUGGGAAAAGAACUUAAAAACCAUUUUAUUAUUUUCCUCCCCACAGAAUGAUGACUAACAAACUGAUUGGGUUGGAGAUUACUUGACACACCCUAUUUAUUUGUUGUUAUUAAGGAUCAUGUGUGCUUUCUAAUCUGGCCUUCAUUUGAGUAUUAGGACUUUUAAACAGUUAAUAUUGGGCUUCCUUCCUAAGCGAACUUACGUUUUUCGUAAUCCCUAUGUUGUUUUUAUUUACUUCACACAUAAGAUAAUAAAGAGACGAGGAGAAGUAAUGUCCUCUCGCUGCUGCUGCUAGGACGCACAACUUUACUCUCUAAUUUACUGAAUUAUGAUGUGUUGUUAGUGGGUUUGGAGAAGAAAAAGGUGACCUGAUUAACUAUUGCAAUUUGAAAUUAGUCACAUUUAACAAUUCCUAGAAACCUACAUCAUGUACACCAGCGUGAACCUGUUGUAGCAGGUAAUCGGUAGUGCUUUAAACAGUUUGAAACCAGCCCACUGCCAAAAUCUUAACAGUAAAUAUCACAAUACAAUGUCCACAUUGUAUGCUAGUCCUUGAUUUGAUCAAUAGUCAGCAGUGGCAUUGUUUUUGACAAUAAAAAUUAGGUAAAGGGGUUUCUUAUAACCAUGCAUAUGGUGGAACAAGGAAGUUGUGUUACUACAACUCAAAGUGUUUUGUCCAUAAGUAGUAUUGGCUUUUGCUCUCUACAGGUCAGUCUUUUGGAUGAGUAAAAUCAAAAUUGGCAGUACUUUUUGUAUUCUGAAUUUCAACUAUGUUUAUUGUAAUAUAUAUUGGUGACAGUGCAGAAACAAUAAGUGCCAAAGUUUACACCCCUAGCCAGAGCAAAAAUUUACAAGAAAUUCCAGUCUUACAUGUUGUAUACGUUUUCUACAUGGGUGUAAUGUUAAGUUUAAUAGAACAAUACAUUUAAAAUUUUAAAUAAGGUCUGAACUUCGGAGCUAGCUAUAGUAAUUUGAAAGACGAUGCCAAGGUGUGAUAGGGUUAAACAGUACGAGACUGACUGGGACCGUAUUUAAUUUCCCAUGUGGUAAAAUAGUUUACUUCAACAAGAUGUUGCACAUAGUAUCCUAAAAUUAUCUAGAAUUUAAAGCUAAAAAAAACAAGUUGAUGCAGAUAUCUUAGUCCAGAGGGUAAGAACAUAAAACCUUGCAUACAAUCCUCCCUUCCUACAAGGGAAAAACUAGAACCAGUUAGCACAUUAUAUUGUGUUCUUGUUGCCGAUGUCACUUGGUUCUGGGAUAAACAAGAAAUCUUAAGGUAAUAAUAACUGUUGGUAAUACCGCUUUGUUUCCUUGGCUCACAACAGAUUUAACAGUAAUAGUUGUGUUUGAAGUUAUAUGUAGAAUUUUUAUAAUAAGCAUAUUUUCGUAGACACGAACAAAAUGGAUGGUUUUAAUAAUUGAAUAACAUCCUUUUAAGUAGUGUAGCUGUGUGUGUGUGUUUAGAUUAGAAAAUUUGUAGCUAGUUAUGACUUUUUUUUGUUUAACUUUUGGUAUUCUGGGCUUUGUAUAAAUAUGUAAAUUGAAACACUCAAAAUCACACUAUGUAAAAAGAGUCAAAUGUAGAAAUUCAUCAUCAACUCAAGUUUGUACAUUUGCUUCAGAAAUGUUAUGGCCUUUUGUAAAUGAGUCAUUCCUUUGUGUGCAUGGCUAAUGAUAAGCAAGCUUUGUUUUUAUUGUGGUAAACUUGACUAUUGAUGGUACUGAAAUAUGAAUAAUUGUAACUAAAAUCUAAUAAGUGCUGUUUAAAAUUGAUAUACAGAUUUUUUAAUCUGGUAUAUGUGAUUAUAUUAUGCUAGAUUUUAUGUGGGUUGAGGUACUCUAUAUUUAAAACACAUCCUUGUCCAGUUUACCAAUUAGAAUUUAUGAUUAACAAAAUUAAUGGAAACUUAUUUUAGAUGGUACAGUCUCUCGUCAAUGGCAGAGCAAUAAACUCACCAGACCUUGUGUGGUUUUACUUCAGCCAACAUCACAAUGCUGGACUUUCUUCUUAGGAAAUUAGAGUUCAAAUACAAAUUCUCUUCACUAGUAAUUGGUAAGGAUGUGUUUUUCCCCCAUAAUAUUAAUGUAAGUGUUGGAUUUUGGUAUGCUUUGUAAAUGUUGUAUUAUAUUUCAAAAUGUAGGAAAUAAAACUCGUUUUGCAACCA
Limulus polyphemus (Atlantic horseshoe crab) is the source of this 10397-nucleotide messenger RNA. RefSeq names its product pumilio homolog 2-like. Bases 116 to 2893 code for a protein of 925 amino acids. The transcript is spliced from 18 exons. Gene Ontology annotation, biological process: post-transcriptional regulation of gene expression. Gene Ontology annotation, molecular function: mRNA 3'-UTR binding. The record is from RefSeq and is a predicted model, not a curated record. NCBI's taxonomy places the organism in Eukaryota, Metazoa, Arthropoda, Merostomata, Xiphosura, Limulidae. Gene Ontology annotation, cellular component: cytoplasm; nucleus.